UCGCCUGCGGACGCUGGCUGCCUGCAGGCGCGGCUCCCGGCCCGAGCCCGCGAGCCCCCACCGCGGCUCCUCUGAGGACCGGCAGCGCACACCCCCGCAGCCCGUGGGAGCCCCGCGCCCCGAGCACGUCCAGCGGCCUCCGAGGGGGAGGGCGCAGCUUCCCCCCAGCCCUCGGUGGGGCGGGGACGCAGCGGGACAACUUGGAAAACUUCUCCGGGCGGACUGCGGGGACGGACGCGGGCGCUGGUGGAAGAGGACGUCGGGGAGCAGUGCCUAGUCCCAGGACCCCCCAACCUCCCGGCCCCACUGGCCUGGCCCUGGGGAAUCCUCGCUUCUCCGGCCGCGCUGGGGGGCCAACACUGUCGCCCGCUGUGCUUGCGCUGGGCAAGCAACGCCCCCUCCGGCCAGCUCUACCAUGGACUACCAGAAGCCCUACUCGGUGCAGGCCACCGCGGCCAUCGCGGCGGUCAUCUCCUUCCUCAUCCUCUUCACCAUCUUCGGCAACGCACUGGUCAUCCUGGCGGUGCUGACGAGCCGCUUGCUGCGCGCCCCGCAGAACCUGUUCCUGGUGUCCUUGGCUGCCGCCGACAUCCUGGUGGCCACGCUCAUCAUCCCGUUCUCGCUGGCCAACGAGCUGCUGGGCUACUGGUACUUCGGGCAGGCGUGGUGCGAGGUGUACCUGGCGCUCGACGUGCUCUUCUGCACUUCGUCCAUCGUGCACCUGUGCGCCAUCAGCCUGGACCGCUACUGGGCGGUGAGCCGCGCCCUGGAGUACAACACCAAGCGCACCCCGCGCCGCAUCAAGUGCAUCAUCCUCACCGUGUGGCUCAUCGCAGCCUUCAUCUCGCUGCCGCCGCUGCUCUACAAGGGCGACCCCGGCCCCCAGCUCCGCGGGCGCCCACAAUGCCAACUCAACCAAGAGACCUGGUACAUCCUGGCCUCCAGCUUCGGGUCCUUCUUCGCACCCUGCCUCAUCAUGAUCCUCGUCUACCUGCGCAUCUACCUGAUCGCUAGACGUAGCCACCACAGAGGUCCCAGGGCCAGGAGGGGUCCUGGGGAGGGUGAAUCUAAGCAGCCCUGCCCAGUCCCUGGGGGAACGUCGGCCAAACUGCCGACCCUGGCCUCCCAUUUGGUUGCUUCUGAAGAGGCCAAUGGGCACCCUAAGCCCGCUGGGGAGAAGGAGCAGGGAGGGACCGCUGAAGACCCUGGGAACCCAGCCUUGCCAUCCAGCUGGCCUGCCCUUCCCCACCCAGACCAGGGUCCAAAGGAAGGUGUUUGUGGGGCAUCUCCGGAGGAGGAAUUUGAAGAGGAGGAGGAGGAGGAGGAGGAAGAGGAGUGUGGACCUCAGGCCAUGCCGGUAUCCCCUGCCUCAGCUUGCAGCCCACCCCUGCAGCAGCCGCAGGGCUCCCGGGUGCUGGCCACCCUGCGGGGCCAGGUGCUCCUGGGCAGGGGCAUGGACGCCGCAGGCGGGAAGUGGUGGCGGCGGCGGCGGCGGGCUCAGCUGACCCGGGAGAAGCGGUUCACCUUCGUGCUGUCUGUGGUCAUAGGCGCCUUCAUGCUCUGCUGGUUCCCCUUCUUCUUCAGCUACAGCCUGGGUGCCAUCUGCCCAAAGCACUGCAAGGUGCCACAAGGCCUUUUCCAUUUCUUCUUCUGGAUUGGCUACUGCAACAGCUUGCUAAACCCUGUCAUCUACACCAUCUUCAACCAGGACUUCCGCCGUGCCUUCCGAAGGAUCCUUUGCCGCCAGUGGACCCAGACGGCCUGGUGAGCCAACCGCCUGCCUGCUGCCCUCAUGGGGCUGAUGCCAGGUAGUGCCAGGGCCACACUGCCUCCUGCCCUGUUUUAUGUGAACUAGGCACAGGGCUGUUCGGUUUCUGCCCAGGUAGUGCAGGCAGCACCUGGGAGGGGGAGGGGCAGGGGUGCUGUUCCCAGGGUCUGUGCUAAGCCUGUUGCUGGCUUGGCGGUGGGGGGACGUCUUCUCCACGCCCUGCCUGAGUGCAGGCGGAGGAGGAGGCCUGAGCCCUCCUGAGUGCGGCUGAGGUCAGACUUGGAUAGAGCCUGGCCUUCCGGAACCCCAGAACCCUGAAAACUUCCUCGAGGGCCUUGUGGUCCCUGGCAGGCCACUUGCUUGUGGUGUUUUGUUUCUUUUUCAUCUUCCUCAGUAAAGAGCAGGAAGCCAGCCUUCCAUUCUCCCCGGGAGGCCGAGGAGGAGGCAGAAACAAGGAUGGCCAUGCAUCCCCAUGGAGGACCCGUGGCUUCCACUGGGCACCGGGUGAGGGUUUGCAGGCUGACUGUCCCUGGCCCUUCUCCCCCUUCCCCUGCUUUUGGAUUUGUAGCUCCUUUGAAGGCAGAAGCUGUGAUCUGAGUCCCACGCGGCGCAGCUCUGCAGGCCUGGCCUCUGCCUCAACAGGACAUUCCCGCUCCCUAGCAGCCACCCCUGCAAAAUCCAGGGCAACAAUAGCUUGCUGCCUACCUGCUGCAGGGAGAUGAAAGGCGUUGCACAAAGCUUUGAGCUCCAUGGGGGAACCUAGAGACCCAGCAAAUGUGAUUAUUUGGUGAUCUGAAAGCCCCGACUUUGUGUUUACCACCACCCGCCUUCCAUAGACUUUAGUUCUGAGCCUGGGGUGGGUGAAUUCCUACCCCAAACUGGAAGUGGGGGGUGGCAGACAGAACCACUAUUUCAGUUAAAGGAAUUCUUUGAGAAUGUGUCUUGUGCCUACAAAGGUUUGAGUUAUUAUGCUGCAUGACAACUUGGCAUUUCACCUGCAACACCAAGAGCGUUUUCUGUGGGGGAUAAGUCUUUUGUCAUCAAGAAGGCAAAUUGUUUCCUCAAGACAGCUAAAAAUAUCCACAUCCUGGGAAUGGUCUGACAUGAGAGCCAUGUCAUGUGCCAGGUGAGAGAGCUCCCAGGAGGGAUUCUGGGCUGAAGCAGGUGAGCAAGGGCCCUCUGGACACCUGGGGGAGCCUCACGGCUCAGUGCCAGGCAGGGCUCUAAGGCCCAGAUGGGCCCCAAUGAUCCCACCUCGGAUGGGUGCGGAUGAGUGUUGGCUGGCCACCUCCAGCCCAGCCAUGUGGCUCUCCCCAUUGAUGGGGCAUCAGGAGCCUCUUCCUCCUGGUUCUCACCGCCCCCAACCCAGACACUUGAACCCAGAACAAUUUGCAGCAUGUGAAGGAUGGUUCCCAGGGCCCCCACAGGAGUGCCUGACUUCCACAGUAAGCCAGUGGGGUCAUCACUGGGGUGGGCUAAGCAGCAGGGACUGUUGGCAUCCCUAUGGCCAGAGUGCGAGGGGUGCAAGGGGUAUUUUCUGGGUUAGAGAGAAUGGAGGAGACCAAAGGGAGUCCCUCAGUUUGUUCCUCAGUUUCCGUGUGAGGCCAGGGCACUGCCCUGGGGCAGGGCUGGGUAGGUAGGUGGCCCUGAGGGAGGGGCUGACUUGUGAUAUCUGCUGACUGGUCUCAGUAGAUGAUUCUGUUGCCUGUGGCCUCCUUAUUGUGAUAUGAAGAUGUUUUUUAAAGGUCUGAGCUAUUUUAUCAAUAAAAGAUAUUUUGUAAUAAG
Molecule: messenger RNA, 3553 nt
Organism: Pipistrellus kuhlii (Kuhl's pipistrelle)
Lineage: Eukaryota; Metazoa; Chordata; Mammalia; Chiroptera; Vespertilionidae
Gene: ADRA2B
Product: adrenoceptor alpha 2B
Exons: 1
Coding region: 416-1768 (450 amino acids)
Biological process (GO): platelet activation; adenylate cyclase-activating adrenergic receptor signaling pathway; regulation of vasoconstriction
Cellular component (GO): membrane
Molecular function (GO): alpha2-adrenergic receptor activity
Source: RefSeq, a predicted model, not a curated record